AUUAUUGACGCCAAGCGACAUAAGUUGUUAUUUGCCAUUUAUUUUUUACAAGAAUUCCUUCAAAGCUAUCGUAACUGUUAAGCCUUCAUUAAAAAAAUCUCGUUAGAAUUUUUGCUUUUCUGUCGAGAAGAGUUUUGUGAACACAGAACCAUUUCCAAACUCAUUAUGAGAUCCAGAUGCCUUAUAAGAAGUUGAGAAUCUAGUUUUAUGGGAAUUAAAUACAAUGUCUCAGAUAAUAAAUCUUAUUCAUAAAGGCGAUAAUGAAGAAAUACAAAAGUUUUUGAAAGUUUUUGACAAAGAUCCAAGUGGUUAUCUCCAAUCCAUGAAUGAACAUGAUCAAAUGCAAAAGUCUGCCAUUGAAUUAUUUACAAUAUUAGACUGUCGAAAUAUUAUUGAAAAGGCUAUAAGUAAUGGUUAUAAUGAAUUACAUAUAAAUGGGAUAGAUGGAUGCAAUCUAGCACAUUAUGCAGCUAUGUGGAAUCGAGCAGAUUUAUUAAAAUAUUUAUAUUUUGCUGGUGUAGACAUGUAUAGUAAAAAUGUUUACGGUGAAACAGCGCAUAAAUUAGCCGUUAAAUAUGAACAAAAAGAAGCAAUGCAUAUGUUAGAGUGGAUAGAAUGCCGUGAUCAGUUUCUUACACUUAUUCGAAUGGUUAGAGAAAUUUUAGCUACUGCUGAUAAAAAUGACUAUACAAGAGAAGAAAGAAAAAUUGCAGAUGCUGCUUGUCUUGAUGGCGAAUCAUGGAUAAAUAAAAAUAAAGAAGCUACUCUUAGCAUGUUGAAAACGAAAAAAGAACAAAUUGAAUUAAUUGUAGAACCAUUUUUUAGAAGAAGAACACCAGUGUUUUAAUUUUGACUACUUUAUAAUUGAUUUAGUUUUGGCUUUGUUUUGAUGACUUCUUCCCUGUACUAUGAUUAUGAAUAGUACCAGUGGGUGUCUAAGAAGAAAU
Messenger RNA from Trichobilharzia szidati, 947 nucleotides. The record is from the annotation of a GenBank genome assembly. Lineage: Eukaryota; Metazoa; Platyhelminthes; Trematoda; Strigeidida; Schistosomatidae.